AGUCGGAUAAUCCCGAAGAAGAAGAAAAAGAUCCUCUCGCUUUUUGCUCUCCUCAAUUUGCCAUCUCGCCUUCUUGACAGAGUUUCUUCAGGCGAAGGAAUUUGGCACAGAAGGAAAAGGAAAAAUCCUCUCAUGGCUACACUGAACAUGGCUGCAGGUUUCGUGCUGAGCCCAAGCAUUGGCUCCAACACAAGCUCUUCCACCACCACCAGGAGCAUUGCCUAUUUCCCCAGGGAUGGCAACGGACGGUCCGCGAGGAGGCUCGUGGUGCGGGCCGCAGAGGGGGAGGCUGCGCCGCCCCCGACCGCCACCGCGGAGGCUCCGGCCAAGCCCGAUAAGCCCCCUCCGAUUGGGCCCAAGAGGGGCACUAAGGUGAAGAUCUUGAGGAGAGAGUCUUACUGGUUCAAGGAUGUCGGAUCCGUGGUCGCAGUUGAUCAGGACCCGAAGACGAGGUACCCAGUGGUGGUCAGAUUCCAGAAGGUCAACUACGCGAACGUAUCGACCAACAACUUCGGGCUGGAUGAGGUUGAAGAAGUCUAAAUGAGUGCUUUGUAAAACCCAGGAUUUGUAUGAUACUUUGUCUUUGUAAUAUCCUCUCCGCUCGAUCUUCUUCGUUUCCCGGUUAAUGUUAAAUUCAUCGACGAGUACCUUAUUA
Molecule: messenger RNA, 655 nt
Organism: Rhodamnia argentea
Lineage: Eukaryota; Viridiplantae; Streptophyta; Magnoliopsida; Myrtales; Myrtaceae
Product: photosystem I reaction center subunit IV A, chloroplastic-like
Exons: 3
Coding region: 133-540 (135 amino acids)
Biological process (GO): photosynthesis
Cellular component (GO): photosystem I; photosystem I reaction center
Source: RefSeq, a predicted model, not a curated record